This is a messenger RNA of Saimiri boliviensis boliviensis (Bolivian squirrel monkey), 1274 nucleotides long. Lineage: Eukaryota; Metazoa; Chordata; Mammalia; Primates; Cebidae. The record is from RefSeq and is a predicted model, not a curated record.
AGGAGAAUCUACGUAUCAACAGAAAGAACAAAGGUCAGGACUGCCUAAUUGCUGACAUGAUGCGACUCACCGAGGGGGUGUUUCUGUUUCUGUGUGGCAUUCAGUUUACACUGGGAAUUCUAGUUAAUGGUUUCAUUGGGUUAGUCAAUGGUAGGAGCUGGUUCAAGACCAAGAAAAUGUCUUUGUCUGACUUCAUCAUCACCAACCUGGCACUCUCGAGGAUCAUUCUGCUAUGGAUUCUCUUGACUGAUGGUUUUUUAAUGGUAUUCUUUCCCAACGCACAUGAUUCAGGGAUACCAAUGCAAAUUAUUGAUGUUUUCUGGACGUUUAUGAACCAUCUGAACAUUUGGCUUGCCACCUGUCUUGGUGUCUUCUACUGCCUGAAAAUCGCCAGUUUCUCUCACCCCACAUUCCUCUGGCUCAAGUGGAGAGUUUCUAGGGUGAUUGUAUGGAUGCUGUUGGGUGCACUGCUCUUAUCCUGUGGUAGUACUGUAUCUCUGACCAAUGAGUUUAAGUUCUAUUCUGUCCUUAGGGGAAUUGAGGGCACCAGGAAUAUGACUGAACAUUUCAGAAAGAAGAUGAGUGAGUACUAUCUGAUCCAUGUUCUUGGGACUUUGUGGAACCUGCCUCCCUUAAUUGUGUCCUUGGCCACCUACUCUCUGCUCGUCUUCUCCCUGGGGAGGCACAGACGGCAGAUGCUGCAAAAUGGUACGAGCUCCAGAGAUCCAAGCACAGAAGCCCACAAGAGGGCCAUGAGAAUCAUCCUUUCCUUCUUUUUUCUCAUCUUACUUUACUUUCUUGCCUUUUUAGUUGCAUCGUCUAGUCGUUUCCUACCAAAACCCAAGGUGGCUGUGAUGAUUGGCGAAGUAAUUACAAUGUUUUGUCCUGCUGUCCAUUCAUGUAUUCUCAUUCUGGGGAACAACAAGCUGAAGCAGACAUUUGUAGAGAUGCUCCGGUGUGAGUCUGGUCAUCUGAAGCCCAGAGCCAAGGGACUCAUUUUCUCUUAGAGUAACAAAAGGCAUGCAGUGGAGCCUGUGAGCCUUGUGGCCUGGCUCAAGACUACAGGACUUUUCCAGACCCUCCUAUGGUACCAGUUCCAUAACAUCACUAGGAGAGAAACACUGAUUGCUUUGCCUCUGGUCCCUGGGGACCUGUUUCAAGGCAAAAGCCAUGCUUCUCACGGCCUCUCUCUGUAUGGUGGUUGUGGAGUGGGGAGGGUGCAGGAGUAUAGUAGUGUUUUGGAAAUGACAAUGUUGUGAGAGCACUCUCACUAA